UAAAAGAUAUUUGGUGAACAUACACAUGGAGAUCUUAUAUAGUUGAAGGUUUUAAUGUAAAUGUAAAGAAAAUCCACAUUUAUAUGUAAUACCCAGACAUGUUUGUCUUUUCCCCAAUUGCAGGUGAAAGUGAUGCUGCGAGUCUGUUCAGCGCCUGUAUCAGAUCCAUCCCAAUCAUACUCUUUCAAACUGGACCCCCAGAAGAGGCAGAUGACGGUGCUAAAUGUGCCUCAGAGACAGACUUCUGCUGCUUCACUUUCCUUCAAGACCUUCAGUUUUGAUGCUGUGUUUGGCCAAGAGUCAGCUCAGGCUGAGGUUUGUGAGAACAGCUUGUGUGAGGUGCUUCAGUGUGUGCUGGCAGGAGCGGAUGGUUGCAUACUUAGCUUUGGACAAAACAAUGUGGGUAAGUGAGUGAUAUUAAAACCUGUUUAAACCUAUAAAACUGACAGGAUUUCAAAAAUUAAAAAAAUAACUAAAUAUAUUUAUUUUUACAAAACCAAAGAAAUUCUUUAAAUUUGGGCUAUAUUUUUUGCAUUUCUGACUUUUUCCGCAAUGUUAACUUGUAAAUUAGUU
Danio rerio (zebrafish) is the source of this 573-nucleotide messenger RNA. Lineage: Eukaryota; Metazoa; Chordata; Actinopteri; Cypriniformes; Danionidae. The record is from RefSeq and is a predicted model, not a curated record.